AUGACACCCUCAAACAACGCCUGGAUCAACAGCGCUGAUGGUGAUGACGCUUUCCGAUAUUGUCAACACCACACAGUCACCACAGACUCUCACCACGACAUCUCGUCGCAGUCAUCACCCGAUUCUCCUGCCAUGUCACCACACUGUUUGGUGUACGUGAACGUUAAUCCCCGCAAAGAUGGGGAUGUGGACCCCAAAGACUGGGGUUCUCCUGAUCGUGUUGUGAGGAGCGUGACGACCAUCACAGACCUCGCUGAAGUCUAUCCCGGCCGUCAAAAGACUGUGCACCGAGUAAAGGUGGUGCAGGAAGUGGACUUGCUGAACUGCGAUGAAGUCGCAAGCAAGACCUCCUUGUCUCCUUACGCCCCCAAGUCCUGUGAAGCCAACGGAUCCUUAUUUCAGCUCCCUGUUUAUGAAGCCUCGACUACCUCUUCCUCGUUCUGGAAACGCUUCAAAAUCUCUCCGUAUUUUUUCACUCCAACUGCCGACCGUAAACAAUUGCUUGCUGGCGAUUCAGGUAACCGAAAAUAUUUUACUCGCGUUGUCAGCAGCACGGAGAUUGAAAGUCCUCCUGAUUCUUAUUCCCCACCCUGGUACACCUCCACGUCGAGCCCUCGAGAGUGUUCGCCUAUUCCGCAUCCGAACAAUUCACAAAUUCAUUCAGAAUCUACUGCCUCUUCAUGCCAGUCACCUUCCAAAUUUGAAUCUCCCAAUCCGUUGCCUGCAGUUCAUUCUCCGUGCAGAAAGGCAACAUCCAUUCAAGGCAGUCUUAACGCCGCCUAUACUUCAGAUGCUAACGAAGCGUGAAGGUUUUCAUCUGUUUUCAACACAGAGUUUCGUUGAUGUCUUUCUGCAACUCAUUGCUUCGAAGUCAUUGAUUUAGUUUCUCUAGUUAUCUCUAAUGGAUAAAUAAUCUCACUCGAUCGUAUAGCCUCACGGGUCUCCUCCAAGUGAGACGUUCACACGUCGUUUCCUCUUCGCCAUUCUGAGCUGAGUAGACCUUAUUCGACGUGGACGAGAGGCUUUGUUAAUGUAUGAACCCAAUAUG
This is a messenger RNA of Hyalella azteca, 1048 nucleotides long. RefSeq lists its product as uncharacterized. Lineage: Eukaryota; Metazoa; Arthropoda; Malacostraca; Amphipoda; Hyalellidae. Bases 1 to 807 code for a protein of 268 amino acids. The transcript has 2 exons. The record is from RefSeq and is a predicted model, not a curated record.